GGUUUUCGAAUUUAGUCAACAAAAAAUUCUACAAACAAAUUGUACAUUUUUCACAGAUUUUUCAUGUAAACUUUUGAUUUUGUUUUAUUAAAUUAAAAUAAAUAUGGAAGACGAUGCAAAACUAACGUUAAAAAAGAUCUGUUGUGCAUGCCUAAGCGUUGAUAGGAAAUUGAGUCAACUUUGUAAGCUCAAGGAUGGUGUAAACAACUUAUUUACACUAGUUUCGGUGGACUCCGAGGCAUAUGAGGCUAUGUUCAGGAGAGAUGGGACACAGCUAUACAUCUGUUGGGAGUGUGGUGCGCUGAUGAGGAGGCAACGGAGGUUUAUUGACCAGGUGUGCGAUGCUCAGAAACAGCUGUCUCAAAUUAUUGAUGGUCAAGUUAUUUUGAAACCCCAAAAUAGUCUAUCAAAACUAACUAGGAUUCACCAAAAUACAUACGACAAAGAAUUUAUAUUUCACGAUAUUGCCAUAGACAAUUUUAUAGACUGUGGACCUGAUAUUCACAUUCCAGUAAAAUCAGAAACACCUUUGAUAGACAUAGAUUAUGAAUUGGCUAGUGUAAGUGAUGGAGAAUCAACCAUAGAUAAUGUAGAAGAAAUUACAGUAUCAGAAAAUAAAUUAUUAAUAAAACCUCUUACCUCGAAUAAAAGACUAUCAAAAGGAGAAUCCAUAGACAACAUAGAUGAUAUUAUAGAAGUAUUAGAAAAUGAAAUAAAAGUUAAUAUUAUCAAUGAAAAAGUGGAGAGUCAACCUAAAUUAAAUAAUAUAACAGUAGUAGAUAGAAAAUUUGAAAUAAAACCUCUUGAAAAUAAUAGAAAAUUAAGAAGUAAAAGUACAUUUAAAGAUCCCAAAGAUAAAAAGAUUAAAAUAGAAACUCUUUGGAACAAAAGAAAAGUUAAGAAAGAAGAGGAUUUCUUAAAAGAAGAUGGUUUCUCUAGAAUGAGAAUGACUGAAGAAGAAUUGUUAGCUAGUAUUGAAAGAAGGAAGUCUGAAAAUGAUUAUGUGCUCGCGUCAUACAAGUGUGAGUCUUGUGUAGAAGUUUUUAAGGAUCAAAAUGAUUUGGAGGAACACAAUUCAAAAUCGCAUUUACAGAAAUCGAAAUUCAUACAAUGUGACAUCUGUCAAGUUUACAUAAAGUUCUGGUGGUUAGCACAACACAAGGACGAACAUUACGUCAAAUAUCAGUGUAACGAAUGUACUGAAGUGUGUUACAAUGUGAUAGAUAUGCUGUUACAUUUGAAGAACACGCAUGAUAUGCGGAAUGUGUUAACCAAGGAUAUAAUCAGACGGCUCAAAAGAAGAGCGCAACAAACGAAACCAGAUUUGGCGCCAAAAAAGAGCGAUGUAACAGAAGAACAGACAAACGAGGAUUCACCAUCAGGGUAUAAAUGUGCUGAGUGUAAUAAGUGUUUUGAGAACAGAUACCAGCGAUACAAGCACGUCAUGAGACAGCACAGGGAGGGCCAUAAGUGCGACACGUGCGGCAAAACCUUCGCGUUCAAAAACACGCUCACCAAACAUGUACAGAUCCACGCGGCUCCCCAACCAAUGGAACAAUGUGCAGUGUGCGGUAAGAUGGUGCGUCGCGACGGCGUCAGAGCGCACGCGCGUAUCCACGGCACUCGCGCGACGUUCCACUGCGUCGCGUGCGACAAGCGAUUCGUGUCGCGCGACUCUUACGAGAAGCACCUCAAGUACUCCAGCAAGCACGCCGUCACCGAUGUACGCAAAUACAAAUGCACGAUGUGCGACAAAGGCUUCCGCACAGCAACCGCACUGAACGACCACGUGAACUACAAUCAUAUGGGGAAGACGCAGCAUAAGUGCCCUAUAUGCCACAAGGCUCUGGCGACUCGUCGCUGCGUCACGCGACACGUCAGCCGCGCGCACCUCGGCAUCAAAGAGAAGUCGGGCGACAAGAUACUGUGCCAGACUUGCGGGAAGGCUUUCAGGGACACAAAGUGUCUCCGCGAACACGAACUAAUACACACGGGCGAGAAACCCCUCUCCUGCGAUCUGUGUGGACGCACGUUCAGGCAGAGUGCGUGCCUGUACACGCACAAGCGUCGCGUGCACAAGGUGACGCCCGCCAGGCUGCGCGUGCGCCACACGACGCCAGACUGCGCCACAUCCGCGAACUCUGUUACUUUGAAUGUGAAUAAAAGCGAAAUAAGCUAA
Molecule: messenger RNA, 2179 nt
Organism: Maniola jurtina (meadow brown)
Lineage: Eukaryota; Metazoa; Arthropoda; Insecta; Lepidoptera; Nymphalidae
Product: zinc finger protein 62 homolog
Exons: 11
Coding region: 104-2179 (691 amino acids)
Biological process (GO): regulation of transcription by RNA polymerase II
Cellular component (GO): nucleus
Molecular function (GO): RNA polymerase II transcription regulatory region sequence-specific DNA binding; DNA-binding transcription factor activity, RNA polymerase II-specific
Source: RefSeq, a predicted model, not a curated record